AUGCCCGUCUCGGCGCAGACAGAACAGCGCCUCCUCCAACACUACGGUCUGACGCGAGUUGGCACCUUAUAUCCCGAUGCCUGGCCGCACCAGGACGACGACUCGUCCGGCGACGAAGAGGACGAUAUAGAAGCACAGCAGAACAAUAAAGCCAUCAACCGACAAACGUCCAAGCUGUCAGGCAACUCGCGCUCGAGCUACUCCAAAUACCGCAACAUCGACCGACAUGCCUCCAUCCGCUCCGGCACCACCACCUCCGAGAGUUUGGUCCAGCAGGAUGAGGCAGACCCCCUCGGCAAGGCAUCGAGCGUGGCCUCUGAGCUCAAGCAACGGGGUCUGCCGGUAGAGGAGAACCUCAAGUUGCGAAAUCGGUUCAUGCUCAGCUCCACCACCUUCUCCCCGGCCCUUUUCCUGUCGCAGGUCCACCAGGAUGCCAGUACUCAGGACCUGCUGCGUGGGCUAGAUACUCUCAGCCAGAGCAUCGAGCAGAAGUCCGCCUCCCUCAAAGUCCUGGUCGAGUCCAACUUUGAGAAGUUCGUGCGCGCAAAGGCUACGAUCGAUAAUGUCUACAAGGAGAUGCGCGACCAGGGAGCAGAUGUAGAGGGUCAGCAAGCGGGACGGCGACCGCACUCACGGCAUGCGAGUCGGCAGUCUGUGUCUCACUUUCGUAAUACGAGUGGGCCGUUCAGUCCGACAAACAAACCUCUACCCAGUGACAAGAAGAAGAAUGCUCUCACAAAGGAGUCCGAAUAUGGUGUGCAAGGGAUUAAAGCCCCUCUGGUCGAAGUGGCGAUCAAAGCGGAAGAAGUAUGGGGUCCAGCGAUUGGAGGGAGGGAGAAGGAGGAGACACUGAAGGCGGUAGUGUCCAACAUCGAGAGUCACAAGGACAUUUUCCGGCUGAGUGGGAACCUACACGAGAGUAUACGAAAGAGCGACUAUGACGGAAUUGCGGAGGCGUGGAAACAGGCGAAGAAGUAUGCGGACCAGGCGAGGAAUAUUGCGGAGAUCGCGGAAGGAGCUGGCGGAGAGUUGAAGGACUCGCAAGCACAAUUCAUCAUUGUCACGGCGAAGACGUGGCAUCACGUCACGCAGCAGAUUGAGGACUUCAAGCGUGAUGUAUGGCGGAAAUUGAAGUCUUCACACGGAAGGAAACCGGCAGCAGUGUCCGACGAGACGGACAAAGAGGAGCACAUGGAGCUGAUCGGCGUGCUGCUUCAGCUCGGAGUCGACGAGAAUCCAAUCUGGGAAUGGCUGCAUAGCCGGUACGUCUAUCUGAAGGACAAGAUCGCUCGGUCAUUCGAGCGGUCCAGAAUCGAGAUUGAGAUCCUGCGGCGGAAGAUAGCCAACGGAGAUCAGACGGACGUCAAACUGUUGGCAAGACACUUGCGUUCGGUAUCGGAUUCGAAGUCGUUGCGCGCUGGCAAAGACGUGCACAAGGAUAUGGACACACCAGCCGUCCUCGCUUUCUGGGAGAAGGUACAAACAUCCGUCACCGGUCUUCUCUCUUCUCAACACGGUGUGCUCGGCGAAGUACUGGAGUACUGGGAAAUCGCCCAAUCCUUCAUCGACAACAAAGCGCAAAGAAACUUCCCAACCCCUGUCUUCGCCGCCGGUAUUGAACAGCUGGAGCUCGAGCCCGACGACGUCCAAAAUCUCCGCGCCGGCGCUGUCGAGCUCAUAAAUCUCCUUCGCGAAAACAUCUUCGCCUUCUUCUCCGAUGAUCCAGUCGAAGACCUCAGCGACCUCUACUCACCCAUUCCUCCCACGCCCAUCACACCUGCCCCAGACUCCUCGUCACCCGCCUCCUUUCUAACCCCAACCGCCAAACGAGCGUUUACCUUCGACCCCGCCACAAUUCCACCACCCUCACCCCGCCGCGGCGACGCUUGGGAGAAGUUCGCCUUCUGGCCACCUGCCGCCAACUCCCUCUCCGGCUCCUACCACCUCGCUCGCCUCCUCGUCCUGGUUGGCACAGCAGCCUCGGAAAUGGCCUCCCUUCCUCUGACCCGCCAAGCCCGGCUCACAGACUCCCUCCGCUCUCUUGUCGCCGCCGUCCGCGAGCGAAGCCUCCAAGCUGUCGUGGCCGCUUGGUCCACCGAUGCCGACCGCGUCAAGUGGAUGGAGAACUGGCAGCGGAGUCCGCAGCGCAACGAUCUGACCUUACUACCAGAAGGCCUGAAGGGUUGGGAAGAGUGGGUUGUAGAGGGCGUGCAGAAGAUUGCGUAUGUGAGUGAGGCGAAUGCUGGCCGGGAAGAAGAGGGCGUUGUGGGUGCGCCGAGUGCGAAGUUGUUGACACUGGUGAGGCAAGCGUUUGUGGGAAGUUUGUAUAAGGCACUAAGCGGGAUGGUGGAGUGUGCGGAGAAGGAUGUCAAUAAGAAUGGAGAAGAUGGGGAAGAGGGUGGAGUCGUGGUGAAUGGCUCUUCGAAUGGCUCCGGUGAAGGCAACGGAGCUGGGAUAGGAAGUCCUUUGAACCAGAACACCCGCAAACUCCUCACUCUCUCCAACCUAACCCACCUCCGCAUCGAAACCCUCCCACACCUGCUCUCACACUUCGAAGCCGCCUUCUCCCUCAAACUCACCGACGAGUCCGCCAAACUCCGCGACGUCCUCUCACAGAUCGAAUCUCGCCUCUUCGACUCCUACAUCUCGCCCACCACCGCCCGCAUCGACCACCUGGUCUCAUCAGCCAUCAGCUCGCCGAACUGGGCCCCCGCCCCCACCCGCCCAUCAGACCCCGCACGACCCACAGACGCGAAACCCUACAUCUACGACGUCCUCCUCACCCUCGUCCUCGCACACUCCGAAAUCUCCACCACCGCCCCUGCCCUCCUGCACCCCCUCAUCUCACACGCCCUCGAAAAGGCCUCGGAGUCCCUCCUCGCUGCCUUCCAAGCCCGUACCGGCCGCUAUUCCCUCUCCGCCCUCAUGCAAGCGACGUUGGAUGUGGAAUUCCUGGCGCAGACGCUCAACCAUUUCACCUCGGACAAAGCGGGUGAAGUGCAGAGUCGCAUAUACUUGGCGCUGGAUGAGCGGACGGAUAACGAGGCGCGGGCGAAGUUGCAGGCGGAGUUGCCGGAGAUGCGGGGGGCGCUGAAGAAGCUGCGGGAGGGGAGUAAGGGGGUUUAUGGGUGUUUUCGGCGGGAGAGGGGGCAGGGGGGGAGGGGGAGGGGUGGGAGUAGUCGGGGGUAG
Messenger RNA from Saxophila tyrrhenica, 3189 nucleotides. It is a transcript of the gene SEC5, whose product is annotated as Exocyst complex component S5. The record is from RefSeq and is a predicted model, not a curated record. Gene Ontology annotation, biological process: exocytosis; Golgi to plasma membrane transport. Bases 1 to 3189 code for a protein of 1062 amino acids. Gene Ontology annotation, cellular component: exocyst. NCBI's taxonomy places the organism in Eukaryota, Fungi, Ascomycota, Dothideomycetes, Mycosphaerellales, Extremaceae. The transcript has 2 exons.